AUGGGUAACUACUCGAAAGCACUUGAAUUUUACGACAAAUCACUUAAAAUAGUCGAAAAAUCUCUGCCUCCGAAUCAUCCCGAUUUGGCCACUUCCUACAACAACAUCGGUACGGCGUAUUGCGGCAAAGGUGACUACCCAAAAGCACUUGAAUUUUACGACAAAUCACUUAAAAUAAGAGAAAAAUCUCUGCCUUCGAAUCAUCCCGAUUUGGCUCAAUCCUACAACAACAUAGGCAUGGCGUAUUACGGCAAAGGUGACUACCCAAAAGCACUUGAAUUUUACGACAAAUCACUUAAAAUAAAAGAAAAAGCUCUGCCUCCGAAUCAUCCCUCAUUGGCUACUUCCUACAACAACAUCGGCAUGGCGUAUUCCGGAAAAGGUGACUACCCAAAAGCACUUUCAUAUCUAGAAAAGGCGCUUGCUAUUUGGCAAGAAUCACUCCCGCCAACACAUCCUAAUAUUAAAACGGCGAUGAAUAGUAUUGACAGUGUGAAAAAGAAAAUGUAAUUGUGUUUGUUUUUCUUCUCGAUUCCUCAAUAAAUUGAUUUUGAUUGCAAUUCACCUCACUUCCUGGCUUUUCUCGGCGCAUUUUCGCGUACACGCGCGCGACCAGGGAGACCCCCUGUAAGCCCGCAAUGGGUACACGC
Rotaria sp. Silwood1 is the source of this 650-nucleotide messenger RNA. The record is from the annotation of a GenBank genome assembly. NCBI's taxonomy places the organism in Eukaryota, Metazoa, Rotifera, Eurotatoria, Philodinida, Philodinidae.